CUUCGGUCUCAUGUGACUACCAUUCAGGAAAUUCCUGGCAAACACGCUUACAACCAGUCAGAGCAGAGGAAGACGGAGAGCCCCUUUUUUUAAAAAAAAAAUUACAACAGCAAAGAUAAAGGAAUUUUGUAUCUUGGAUCCGUUUGAGAGAAAAACAAAACCCACUGGGAAGUAUCAGUCUGCAUUAGCUGCUUGAACACAGAUUGUGACAACUGGACAUUCGCUGGCCCAGCAUGGAUUGGUCAUCUUUAUCAUGGAUGUGACUGCACUAUCACGUCUAACAAGCAUGGGCCCUACAAACAUGGCAUUCAUGUAACAGCCUUCUCUGUCCCAUAGACAGGGCUCGGUGGCUCGAAACAGCUGCUCAUCAGCCACAUCACGAUACAGCGGUCCUUGGUUCCUCGGUUUCUAUAGCGACGCGCCAACCUUUUUGCUUGGCCCAGUCAUGGGAGGAUGUUUCUCAAAGCCAAAACCAGUUGAAGUCAAGGUUGAAGUGAUGGCCCCUGACAAGGAGAAGGAGAAAGAGAAGGAAAGCCUUUCACCCAAUGGCAAAGUCAGCCCCAUGCCUACGUGCAAGGCCAACGGGAGCACAAAACACAUAGAUGAGCGGCCCGUCACUGUUGACCUCUAUCAGAAUCCAAAGGACAUGGUGGAGGUAGCAGUAUGCCACGUCAAUGAGCUCCAGGAUGGACAGAUGCGAGAGGUGGACGUGGCCUGUGGGAAGGCCCUGCUGAUUAAAGAGAGAGGAGAAUACUGUGCAAUAGGAUAUAAAUGUCCCCACUACGGAGCUCCCCUGGUAAAAGGUGUUCUGACCAAUGGGCGGGUUCGGUGCCCCUGGCAUGGAGCCUGUUUUAAUGUUGCGACGGGGGAUAUCGAAGACUUUCCUGGACUGGACGGUUUGCCCAAGUUUCAGGUCAGAAUAGAAAAGGAGAAAGUGUUGGUCCGAGCAAGUAAACAGGCUCUUCAGUUGCAAAAGAGGGUGAAACGGAUGUCAAGGUGUGCUACUCUGAGGGACAGCAGCUUCAGCAACACCAGUGUACUCAUCAUCGGCUCAGGCCCUGCAGGACUGGUCUGUGCAGAAACUCUGAGACAGGAAGGCUUCACAGAACGCAUUGUCAUGUGCACUAUGGAGACACACCUGCCUUACGACAGACCUAAACUAAGUAAGUCCCUCGAGUGCCAGGCUGAGCAGAUAACUCUGCGUUCCAAAGAAUUCUUAUCCCAGUACGACAUUGAGGUACAAACAGAGAAGGAGGUACACUCAGUGGAUGUGAAGAGUAAGGUAGUUCACUUUAAGGAUGGACUCAAGAUGGAGUAUAACAAGUUACUGAUUGCAACUGGGAGCAGGCCCAAACCACUUCUGUGCCAAGGAGCAGACCUGGAGAACGUGUACCAACUCAGGACUCCUGAGGACGCAAACUGCAUCGCAAAGCUGGCCAACGACAGGAACGCUGUUAUAGUGGGAGCUUCUUUCAUAGGGAUGGAAGUAGCGGCCUACCUCACUGAUAAAGCCCACUCUGUGUCCGUUGUGGGGAUUGAAAACAUUCCUUUCAGGAAGGUGCUGGGAGAGAAAGUUGGACGAUCAAUCAUGAAGAUGUUUGAGACCAAUCGUGUGAAGUUCUACCUGCAGAAUGAGGUCUCAGAGCUACGGGGACAGGAUGGAAAGGUGAAAGAAGUUGUUCUGAAAAGUGGGAAGAUCCUACGAGCAGAUGUUUGUGUAGUUGGAAUUGGUGUAGUUCCAGCUACUUCAUUCCUAAAACAGAGUGGCAUCAACAUGGAUUCUAAAGGCUUUCUUCCUGUCAAUAAGCUCAUGCAAACAAAUGUGCCUGGGGUCUUUGCCGCUGGUGAUGUUGUCACUUUCCCACUGGCCUUUCGCAACAAUAAGAAGGUGAAUGUGGGUCACUGGCAGAUGGCACAUAUGCAUGGUCGAAUAGCAGCUCUCAACAUCCUGGGGAAAGGAAUUGAAAUUAACACAGUGCCAUACUUCUGGACAGCUAUGUUUGGGAAAAGUAUUCGCUAUGCAGGUCACGGGGAAGGAUUCGAUGAUGUCAUCAUUCAGGGGGACCUGGACGAGCGGAAGUUUGUGGCUUUCUACACCAAGAAAGCUACUGGAAUGAACAACUGCAUCCAGACCUGGAGGAGUGAUGAGGUAAUUGCUGUGUCAAGCAUGAACUAUGACCCCAUCGUGUCUAAAGUAGCAGAGGUCAUGCAAUCUGGAAGAAUAAUCAAGAAGCGGGAUGUUGAGUAA
This is a messenger RNA of Rhincodon typus (whale shark), 2248 nucleotides long. RefSeq names its product apoptosis-inducing factor 3. The transcript is spliced from 20 exons. Gene Ontology annotation, biological process: execution phase of apoptosis. Gene Ontology annotation, cellular component: mitochondrion; cytoplasm. Gene Ontology annotation, molecular function: flavin adenine dinucleotide binding; 2 iron, 2 sulfur cluster binding; oxidoreductase activity, acting on NAD(P)H. Lineage: Eukaryota; Metazoa; Chordata; Chondrichthyes; Orectolobiformes; Rhincodontidae. Bases 446 to 2248 code for a protein of 600 amino acids. The record is from RefSeq and is a predicted model, not a curated record.